This is a messenger RNA of Guillardia theta CCMP2712, 2421 nucleotides long. RefSeq lists its product as hypothetical. The record is from RefSeq and is a predicted model, not a curated record. The coding region runs from base 1 to 2421 and encodes 806 amino acids. Gene Ontology annotation, molecular function: protein binding. The transcript has 6 exons. Lineage: Eukaryota; Cryptophyceae; Pyrenomonadales; Geminigeraceae.
AUGCUCUUCGUCUUCCUCUUCCUCUGCUUGUCCAAUCUGUCAUCGGUGCUGGUCAAUGCUGCAUCAGAGGACAAGAAGCCUUUCCCGCUCGACCUCAGGCCGGCGCAGCGCUACAUGAUCCUGCAUUCGCCUCCGGCUGCUGCAGCGUUUGAAGGGACGCCAUGUCAGGUGCAGGUGGUGAUCGAGAGCGUUGGGGUCGACGCGUCUAGACCUGACGACACCCUUGCUCUUCUUGUUUACGUCGGUUCGAACAAUCCGAUGGAGCUGCCGAUCCGUGAAGGGCUGCUACAUUUCAACGCUGUCGUGCACGAGGCCGGAACGUUCAAGAUCAAGAUCUUUGCGAUAGGUGUGGUUGUUGAUGUGCUCGAGCCUGUGGAGCGACGUGGCACUGGCGGCCAGCUUGCAGAUCCCGAGAAGGAGGUGGCGGCAGUAGUGGAGGAGGAGGAGGAGGGAGGGAAGUGCGAGGGAGAGUGCAAGGGAGACGCGCUGCUGACCGCUGUCGGCGAGCUGUUCGGUGUUGAACAUGGGGAAGAGAACAGCGAGGGGAGGGUGAGGAGGGGACUUGACCGUCUCCUGCUCGCUGCUCGACAAGGAAACCUCCAUGCUAAGGCUCUUUACUCCAUCCUCAGUCACCCGAACCCUCUGGAUCCGGAGGCUCCGCCUGACCUGCGGGACUGUGCCGACGAAACCAUGGCGGGAGGGGUUGGACAUCCGAUAUGCCACAUGGCGAUGGGUUUUCGUUUCUGGAGAGGACUAGGUGUUGAGCAGAAUCUGACGAGAGCGAUGAAACAUUACAAGAUAGCAGCUGAGAUCUCAGUUCGGACAAGCGAGACGCUCUGGAGCACUUUCGUGAGCGAGAGGAAAGGGAGGAGGAGGCAGGGGACUGCGAGACUCUUCGAGUACGACGAUUUAUCGCAAAUCUUAGAGGAUUUGUCGGAAGAUUAUCGAUCAGAAGCUCUAGCGGGCAAGGGGGUGGGCUGGAGUGAAUUUGCUGGGUCGCGGGAGAGGGACCUCUCGACGUUCCAGCAGGAUUUCUUGUACGCUCUUGACAGGAUCUUCACUUCCUAUGUGUGGGGGCGGGAUCACUCCGUCCCUCGCGGAGACUUCGAGGGAGCCAGCAAGGCUGCAGCCGUCAGUGCCAGGGGCGGGGACGUGAAACAGAAGCUCAACCUCGGGACUCUCGCGCUCCUCGGCCUUGGCAUGCGCAGGAACGAGACGCUCAGCACCGUCUUGUUCGCAGGGGCCGCUGGGAGUCACUGGGGGAAGACGAACAUGGGGCUGUGCUACGUGCAUGGCGGCUGCGGAAACAUCUCGAUCGACCACGGGAAGGCACGAAGUCUGCUGGAGGAGGCGGCAAACGUGGGGAACACGCAGGCAUCGCUGCUGCUCGGGGCCGCGAUCAGGCAGGGAGACUUAGGAUACGCGAUCAACUUCCCCUCCUCCCGCGUCCUCCUGGAAGGCGCAGCGAGGAGAGGGGAGGUAGCGGCUGUCUGGCAUCUGGGCUUGAUGGCGGAGGGAGGGGAGGGGAGGGCAAAGUCGCACGCUGAGGCCGCGCGAGCCUUCAAAUUUGUGGCCGAGCGAGGCCUGCUGAGCUUCCUGCUGACCAAGGCAGAGACUUCCUUCGUGGCCAACGACCACGUCGGGGCGUAUCUGCGGUACAAGCUCGCAGCUGCUUGUGGCUGGACCAGCGGCAUCGCCAACUUGGCGUACCUGGUGGAGCAGGGAGUUGCUCAUGCGCAGCAGCAGAACCUGACGCUUGCAAGGACCCUCUACUCCAUCGCUGCCGUCGAAGGGGAUGCCCCCAGCAGGAGGAGGCUGGGGGACAUGGAGUACACCGGCGUCGGAGGGGAGCAGAACUUUGCGGCAGCGCUGGAGCACUACCUUAUGAACAAGGAGGACCCGCACUCGCUCUUCAACGCCGCGUGGCUGACGGAGGAGGGCAGGGGAACAGCAAGGAACCUCACUCGAGCCAAGACUCUCUACCUCGAGGCCAUGCAGGCGGCUAGGAUGCGGCCGAGGAACGCGGAGUACGGGCACAUGAAGCCGCUGGGUGUCCUUCCCAUCCAGCUCGCCCUGUUGCGCCUGGAGCUGCAGCAGCUGCUCCACCUCGAGUCCUUCCCGCUCAAUGCCCUGCUGGAGAGCGUCGGAAGGCAGAGCUGGACGUGGGUGGUGCCUUUUGCCUCCUCGUUCGACUGGCUCAGCAGCAAGCUAGGCCUUCCCACCUCCUCCUCGGAUGGUUUUCCGUCUUUCAAGGCCCCGCCAGCCUGGUCAGGGGAAUCUGCUUCCAAGUUGAAGGGCAGAAGGCAAGAAGGGGAGGAGAAGAACGAGGAGGAAGAGGAGGAGGGGGAUUUGACUUUUGUUCUCUUCGCUACCCUGGUCGGGUUUAUUGUUGGGCUUGCGAUCGCCGCCAUCCUCCGCUAG